Molecule: messenger RNA, 3033 nt
Organism: Zasmidium cellare ATCC 36951
Lineage: Eukaryota; Fungi; Ascomycota; Dothideomycetes; Mycosphaerellales; Mycosphaerellaceae
Exons: 2
Coding region: 1-3033 (1010 amino acids)
Source: RefSeq, a predicted model, not a curated record
AUGUCGUCUGGCGACGCCCAUCCGAGCAGCCACCAUCAUCAUCGCCCCUCAUCCGCCUCCUCGUCCCUGGCGGACGGGUACUACGACGACGACCGCCUGUUCGACAACGACGACGACCCUCACGAAGCCCACCUCCUCCGCCACGCCGCACACUCGCAGGCCCCUCCGCCUUCACUGCAGCACCCGCCCAGCACAUCUGCAAGGAAGCCGGCCUCCUCGCUCGCUCAGAUCACCGUGCCGCCUUUCUCUACAUUCCGCUCGCAAGUCCCCCGGCCGAACGCCGCAUUCCAGCACCACCCUUCGCCGCGCGCCGCCUCCUUCUCCUUCUCCGAGAAGGCCUCCCCUCGGCUUGCCGACCCGUCUGUCAGGCCACUGUCCCUGGAUAGCCCGCUACCGCCCCAGCACGAGGUUGGUCGCAGUGAGCCCUUGCCUGGGGAGAGUAGUAAUACCCCCGCGAGACAGGACGAGCUUCAAGACAGGUCCUCAUACACAAUUCCACGCCCAUCUCACGAACGAGACGACUCGAUAGAUUCGCGAAUCGCCAGCACCGCCCUCUCCUCCGCCUUUAGCAGUCCGCAACGAUCUAAUAGACCCGCCAACGCAAAGCAUGCUCACGAACAUUCCACCACCCACGCACCGCAGCAUUCGACCACGUCCAGCCUUGACGAACACUUCUCCCCGGAUAGCCGCUCAUCCAUGAUCGCAGGGCAACGAGCACCUACUAUGACUUUACAAUACGACGGCGUACAAAGAAGGUUGUCCGACGACUCGAUAGGCGCAGCUUCGAAUAGCUCCGCCAAGAGACCCAAAUCCCCCUUUAAUCCGCUGGGGACGUUAUUCGGUUGGAAGGGCCAACAGAAGUCGGAGGGAGACUCCUCCCCAACGACGACGUUCUCUGAACGAUCGUUAUCACCCCUCCCGUCACCACGGCUGAUUAAGACCCUGCCCGUGGAGAUGGAUGUCAAGAGGCUUUCCGCUCGGCUCACGCCGCCGAGCCUGGAUAUCCAAAAGGCGAACGGCGCUGGGGCAUACUUUGAUAACCCAGAGACUCCCCUGCUCUUGGGGGACACCGCAUCAAAUGCUCACGUGCGGGAACUGGAACGUGAGCUACAACACAUCAGCCAGGAACUCGCGGCCUCCAUCCGCCGGGAGAUGGAGCUCGAAGAUGAACUCGACAGAGUACGGAUUGAGCUGCCCAACAUCCCACAGUCAGAGCUCAGCCUCAGGAGAAGCAGUGAUUACUUCUCUGACAGUGGGGCCAGCUCGACAAAGUUCCCGAUCACAGAUGUCGACGCCAAGCUUGAGCAGAUGGACAAACAGGUACGGAAAGCUGAACAAGAGAAAGCUAAUCUGAAAGUCGAAACGGCCUCAAGGUUGCAGACCGAGCUGAGUCGGAGAAGAGAUUUGGAAGAACUUGUUCAAAAUCUGGAAGAUCAACUUGCGAGACAUAAUCGAGCAGGAGAAGAACGGGGCAACACGGAAGGGAAAGUUGAAGAAUUGGAAUCCACCCUUGAUGAGACUAGGAGACGACUGGGGCAGGAGAAGAUGACCAAAGAGAACUUUGAAGAUCUAUACAGUGCCACGCGUGAAGAGUUGGAGAAGUAUAGGAAUGAGGCAGACAAUCUACGAAAUGAGGUCGUUCCACAGUUGAAGGCCCGCGUGGAGGGUCUGGAGGCGGAAGCAUCGGACGCUCAGGCCAUCGUUUCCGAGAACACUCGUCUACAGCAACAAAUCGCCGCCAUGCGUGACGGAAACCACUCGAGGUUCAACAGCAUUGCUGAAGAGGGUGUCAUGAACGCAGGCCGUGCGAGCCUCAGCAGAAGUGGGUCACUUGCCAGGAAUGGCAGUCUUCGACGCGGUGGCUCGAUCAGUCAAAAGGACGGCGGCCGGCAAAGAUCUGGCUCCAUGAAUGGUACUUAUGGCGAUACUGCCGUCAAGGAGAUUGAAGAUCAGAGAGAUGCUCUGCACAAGGCACUCAAGCUGCUGAUCAAGCGUCAUGAACGGCAACAACAGGACCACGAACGUGCUAUCAAGAAGCUUACGAGCGCCAAAGACAAGGCAGAACAAAUCACUCCCAGGCGGACAGCGUACUCCAAGGAGGUUUCUUUCUUGAAGGAGGAAGUUACGACUUUGAGGAAACGGACCGAAGAUGCUCUUGAGCAGAAAUGGCAGUAUGAGAAGAAUCUGUCAGGCUUGAAGAUGGAUCUCGAUCGUGCUGAGCAGGAGACUCGUGGUCUUCGGAUCAUUCUGCAGGAGAAUGAUAUCAGUGCACCGAGCGAGGCCAGUGUCUCUGGCGAUGCUGAGGCUGAUGAGGACGCGCAGUUGAAGUUGAGCAUAUCGCGGGCUGAGGAUGAACGAGACCAUGCACGACAGAUUGCUGAAGAGUACCGGCAGAAAGCGCAGUCAUCUUCAGGAGGCAAUGCAGAUGAGCUCAUGAACUCUGCCAAGCGAAUGGAGCAACUGGCCGACCAGCUCGAGAAACAGGCCGAGGCGAACCAGCAACUGCGAGAGCGUCUGGCUGCAGCAGUUGCCAAGGGUGAAAGCGAACAGAAGCAGUCCACACGACAGGUUGAGGAGAUGCAACGACGACUGGCCGGCAUGGAAGACAGCGUUCUUGCAGCACAGCAACAUUCCGAGACGACCCUGGCCAACCACGAUGCCGAAGUACGACGACUCGAGGACGCCUCCUCACCUCACCUCCAGCGCCUGAGAAUCUCGAUCCCGGAGCCCACCAAACUCAGCCCAUCGUCUCCUCUCCUCAAGAAGAGCCCCAAACUCGGCAACAAGAAGCUGAGCGAGACCAGCCUUCUCGAAAUGAGCCGCACGCAAAUGCUCGAACGGAAAGUCAAGGAACUCGAGGGCCUCCUCCGCGAAGCCGAAGAGGACAUGCAAGUCGUCGUGCAACGCGUCAACAAGAGCCAGAUGGAAGUCGCCGACCUGCAGACCGAGCGAGAUGCCGCGCUGAUCCAGAUGCGUAAACUCCAAGUUUUGAUCGUCGAGGAGAGAGAGAAGGCUGAGGCUUUGAUGCCGUGA